This is a messenger RNA of Miniopterus natalensis, 4087 nucleotides long. NCBI's taxonomy places the organism in Eukaryota, Metazoa, Chordata, Mammalia, Chiroptera, Miniopteridae. The record is from RefSeq and is a predicted model, not a curated record.
AGGAUUACUUUCUUAACCCACGAGCAGGGAUGAUUGUUCACCAUAUUGACCAGGAGUUUACAUUCGGUUUCUAGAACUAUAUCGGGCACAUACUAGGAAUUUUCCACAGGUCUAAUUAUCUACUGCAGAAACCUGGUUACCUAGGCCAUGAAUUGCCUUUAGACAUUAGUUUCUCACUCAGUACUGUCAUAUGAUUUAGAAUUUGAAGGCGCCCCACCUACCCAUGAAAGCAAUAGUUUUCCAUAGGCAAACGAAACCUCACUUGUUUUUCCUGUCAGAUAAUGAAACAUAGUCACUUGACAUGACUGAAGGCAGAACGUCCAAAUAUACAUUUUUAGUUCUAUUCUUUCUACAUAAUGGAAAUCUCCACACUGAACAUUUGGAUAUACUCAUGGAAUUUUAGAUCUAGAAGAAGAAACCAAGAUCCAAGUGGCUAAGUUGCACGAAAUCACACACCUAAUAGUUGCCCAUGACCAUCUAAUCCCCCGUGUGUUGCUCUUCCUUGCACUGCCUGCUUAGGAUGCUUGAGGGAACUUCGGCAGCAUAAUUAAGUUCUUCAGCAGAUGCUUAAUGAACACCUGUUAUGUGAAAGAUCUUGUGCUGAGUACUUAAGGAUAUGAAAAUUAAAUUCUUGACUUCAGUCACAGGAAACAGACAUUUAAACAGAUAAUUGUGAUAUAAUUAGGUAUUACAGUUGAGGUAAUUUUUUCUUUUAACUUUACAUUCUGGCUACCUAAUAGAUCUUGAACUCCUUAACUUAUUAUAAAAUGGUAGUCAUGAAGUAAAACUCAAAAAACUUUGAAAGUUUUCCAUAAAUUAUAUUAAUGAAGAUUAUAUCAACUAAGAGGUGACCUGCAUAAAUAAGCUGUGAUAUGUAAGUGUGUAUACUUAUAUGUAUGUUAAAGCAUUUUUUUCCUUGCUGUUUCUACAGAGCAAUUAAUAAUAUCGUUACUAUGAGUCUGCUAAACUGUGAAAACAGCUGUGCAUCCAGCCAGUCUGAAAGCGACUGCUGCGCUGCCAUGGCCAGCUCCUGUAGUGCUGCCGCGAAGGACGACAGCGUGGGUGCAACUGCCUGCACAGGGACUCUCUCCAGCUCCUUUAUGGAGGAGAUCCAGGGCUACGACGUGGAGUUUGACCCACCGCUGGAGAGCAAGUACGAGUGCCCCAUCUGCCUGAUGGCGUUACGGGAAGCAGUGCAGACACCAUGCGGCCAUAGGUUCUGCAAAGCCUGCAUCAUCAAAUCCAUAAGGGAUGCAGGUCACAAAUGUCCAGUUGAUAAUGAAAUACUACUGGAAACUCAGCUGUUUCCUGACAAUUUUGCAAAACGAGAGAUUCUUUCUCUGAUGGUGAGGUGUCCAAAUGAAGGUUGUUUGCACAAGAUGGAACUGAGGCAUCUUGAGGAUCAUCAAGUACAUUGUGAGUUUGCUCUCAUGAAUUGUCCCCAGUGCCAGCGUCGGUUCCAAAAGUGCCAGCUUAAUAUCCAUAUUCUCAAGGAAUGUCCAAGGAGACAGGUUUCUUGUGAAAACUGUGCUAUGUUGAUGGCAUUUGAAGAUAAAGAGCUCCACGACCAGAACUGUCCUUUGGCAAAUGUCAUCUGUGAAUACUGCAAUACAGUGCUCAUCAGAGAACAGAUGCCUAAUCAUUUUGAUCUAGACUGUCCUACAGCCCCAAUUCCAUGCACAUUCAGUUCUUUUGGUUGCCAUGAAAAGAUGCAGAGGAUUCACUUGGCGCGCCACCUACAAGAGAAUACCCAGUCACACAUGAGAAUGCUGGCCCAGGCUGUGCAGAGUUUAAACCUUGCUGUAGCUCCCAUGCCACAGCGUGAUAUGCUACCAUAUGACUCUGCCUCUCUACCCCGGGUCUCUGGGUGUCACCCAGAGGUCCAGAAUUUCCAAGAAACCAUUCAACAGUUAGAGGGUCGCCUUGUAAGACAAGACCAUCAAAUCCGGGAGCUCACUGCGAAAAUGGAAACUCAGAGCAUGUAUGUAAGUGAGCUCAAACGAACUAUUCGAACCCUUGAGGACAAAGUUGCUGAAAUAGAAGCACAGCAGUGCAAUGGGAUUUACAUCUGGAAGAUCGGUAACUUUGGGAUGCACUUGAAAUCUCAAGAAGAGGAGAAACCUGUUGUCAUUCAUAGCCCUGGGUUCUACACAGGCAAACCCGGAUACAAACUCUGCAUGCGCCUGCACCUUCAGUUACCAACUGCUCAGCGCUGUGCAAACUAUAUAUCCCUCUUUGUCCACACAAUGCAAGGAGAGUAUGACAGCCACCUCCCUUGGCCCUUCCAGGGUACAAUACGCCUUACAAUUCUCGAUCAGUCUGAAGCACCUAUAAGGCAAAACCAUGAGGAGAUAAUGGAUGCCAAACCAGAGCUCCUUGCCUUCCAGAGACCCACAAUCCCACGGAACCCAAAAGGCUUUGGUUAUGUGACUUUUAUGCAUCUGGAAGCCCUAAGACAAAGAACCUUCAUUAAGGAUGAUACUUUGUUAGUACGCUGUGAGGUCUCUACUCGCUUUGACAUGGGCAGUCUUCGGAGGGAGGGUUUUCAGCCACGGAGCACUGAUGCAGGGGUAUAGCAUCCCCUCGUUUGUUUUUAUUUUUUUAAACGCCACCUGGAGAAAACUGCCUUUCCUUGCCCUGUUCUCAAUAAUAAUAUGUAAACAAAAAAGCAGUGGGAAAGAUGGAAUACCCAUCGGUGAAUGUGGUGAGAGAGGUCACUUGUCAUUUGCUACUUGUUUCUGUUACACAUGCCUGAAGCCGUUUUUCCCUGGAAAUCUACCUGUUCCAUGCUUUUUCCAGAUUGUUACAACUCAAGUGCCUGUGGCAUAUCGUAGCAGCUAUUUGUCAGUUAGUAUACCUCUUUCUUGUGCUCUUAGGAGCUUUUCUCCAGAAUGUUCUGUCAGAACCCCAGGGUUGGAGUAGUAAAGCUCAAACCUUUUAAUAAUAAUGGAUACUCCUUAAAACUUCAGCUUAUUUUUAUAGUAUUACAUGUAAUAUAUUAAACUUGAGAUCACUACCGCCUUGUGCUGGUGCCAGCAAGAAGUUACUACUGUAAACUUGAGUUCUCAUUUUAUUUGACCUCCAGUUAAUUUCAGAGGAUUUGAACUGUAAUCCUUGGAAAGCUUAAGUUCUCAUUCACCCCAUUUCCUUCCGGGGUGUUACUAAGGAUGUUCAGGGACUAGUUUAAACCCUGAAUAUAACCUUACGUAUUUAGUGUGUGCCUGUUGUCUUUUGAAUAAUUCUUGUUGAAAUGUUUCAUUCUACCUUGCUUACGUAUUUUUUUGAGGUUACAAAGUAGCAUCUUCAGAGUUUAGGAUGCCCGCAGUCCUAUGGAUACCAGCUGCUCAGUGUUGUGCUGUAAAUCCCUUUGUGUCCACUCAAUGCACAGUGAAUUCCACAGCCCUGCAUGUGUUCCUGACACUUAAUGCUUAUAGGACAAGGAGAUGCACACAUAAAAUUACCAACAUAAAAAUUAAAAUGGCUCAACUGGUCAGCUAAUAGGGCUUCUCAGUGGUGUUGACAAAAGCUGUUUGAGCCAGACAUUUUCAGCUUUUCUGAACACUCUGGUUUAGUUAAGUGGGACAAAGUUGAUUUUCUAAAAGCAAAAUUUCUUAAUACUUAGGAAAUCAUUGGUGCUACCUGAGAGGUCACCAAACUAAGGUUGGAAGUCAUAGUGUUACAUCAGGACUUAGCCUGAGCAGUUGCUUUAGUCCAACAGUUCAUGCCUGAGGAGGAUCGUGUUGAAUUUAUUGAAGUGGCUAAAUGUUCCUAAUAGGGAGAGAUGAUUUCUAUGCCUUUAUAUAUUUGUUAAAGGCCUACAGGUAUUAAAUAUUAUGGGUGUCCUGAACUAGUAUGGGCUCUUAUCAAGAAUCUAAGGCCUUGGUAACCUUGCCACAGUUUGACUUGAGAUUCUCCCUGGGAUCGCUGUCAGGGCACGGGCUUUCCCACGCCCGGAGUUGCCACUGUGCAUCCACAGGCUCACUGAUGGGCAAGGGGAAAGGGUUGCCUGUUAUUCCAUCAGUGGACUUUGUCAGAAAGAGAGAGGCGUGUCUCUGAAGUUAAUAAAAGAGAUAGGUGUGUCUCUGAA